Molecule: messenger RNA, 1022 nt
Organism: Scleropages formosus (Asian bonytongue)
Lineage: Eukaryota; Metazoa; Chordata; Actinopteri; Osteoglossiformes; Osteoglossidae
Product: dispanin subfamily A member 2b-like
Exons: 2
Coding region: 47-436 (129 amino acids)
Cellular component (GO): plasma membrane
Source: RefSeq, a predicted model, not a curated record
UCCAAUCUGAGCUCUCCGGCUGAAAGGGUUCCGUCCUCUUUUCUCAAUGGCAAACCAGCACUUCCAGCCCUACUUGCAGCCCCACUUCCAGCCAGAGUUCAUACCCUUGCAAGUGGGCGCAUGUAUACCACCGGGCGGACCUGGAGAAAUUCAAACCGUGGCCCCAACGCCAGUGCGGGACUACAUUGUGUGGUCUCUCUGCAGCUUCGUCUACUUGAACCCCUGCUGCCUGGGACUGGCCGCCCUCAUCUACUCCAUCAAGGCCCGUGAUCGAAAGUUCAUCGGGGACUUGGAGGGAGCGCAAAUGUACCAGUCCAAAGCCCACUGCUUCAACUGCUGUGCCUUGUGUAUGAGCUUAAUCCUUGGGGUGGGCUUGAUCCUCCUCGUCGCCACUGGCACUCUGAGCUUCAAAUUCCUUGUCAAUUUGCGCAUAUGAGUUACGGCGACUAGAGGGAAAGUCGAGACGACGUUCCAUCUCUUUGAGCAAAAUUUACCACGUGGAGCCCUCAGUGUGUGCCAUCUUCAAUAUCUUCCAUGUGUAGAGUUGUGAAUGUGUGUAGUUUUCAUCACAUAGCCAUUAACACAUAGAGGUGGCAAUGUCUGGUUAACGUGGCGUCAACAAGGCGUAGAUUCACUGUAUAGUCAUGUUUCCACCUUUUGUAAACUCAACACCUGUUGAAAAACGUUACUUUGACCCAAUUCUGUAAACAAAUAAAGUGCCGUCACAAGUUGUUUGGGUUCCUUCGCACACUUGUGGGUCUUGUAUCAAAUGGUUGCGGUAGCUCAAUUUUCUCCAGUGAACUUGCAUUAUUGCCCAUACUUGAGCACAAUUGUGUAAUUUUCUUCAUGUGCUGCAACGGGCUGGGUGGCGAAAUGACUUCCCACCAACAUCGGCAACAUCACAGCAACUGCUUCUGCGGACAAUAAACAAUUCUUCGCUGGCCUCCCUCCAGCUCAUUAAAACAACCCUUCACUCCAGUGCUACCAUGGCAGAACUCAGGGGUUUUGCCUUAACCAACAUU